Molecule: messenger RNA, 1794 nt
Organism: Plasmodium cynomolgi strain B
Lineage: Eukaryota; Apicomplexa; Aconoidasida; Haemosporida; Plasmodiidae
Exons: 2
Coding region: 1-1794 (597 amino acids)
Source: RefSeq, a predicted model, not a curated record
AUGGAGUCGCCAAAAGCAUCAAUGCAUGAAGCGUAUAAGAGCUUCUGCUCACAGCACCCCCUGAAGAAAUUGUCCAUGCCGAAGAGCGAUCUUGUAUGGUCCUACUACGACAUUAACAGCAGAAAUGAAAACAUAGUGAUCUUUUUGCAUGGGAUAUGUGGAACAGCUGGGUGUUACUUUUAUCAACUAGACGCAUUGGCAAACUUAGGGUUCCGAGUUAUAUCCUUUCAGUACCCAUGUUAUAAUUACCUAAAGGACUGGAUAAAAAAUAUGUGUAACAUAUUGGAAUAUUUAAAUAUAAAGAAGGCUCAUUUUUUUGCCUCCGAUUUGGGUGGGUACCUAAUGCAGUUGUAUGCAAAAUUGUAUCCAUCCAAAGUGGAGUCUUUAAUACUGUGCAACUCGUACAGAAGGACAGAUGACUUUGCUGCAGUUGCAGCGUUCAGAAAUGUUUACGGGAAAUUAUAUAGCUUUUUACCCCAUGUGUUAUUAAAAAAAAUCAUAUUGGAAAAUUAUAUUUAUGUAAAUUAUGUGAAUAUAGAUUUAAAGGAGAAAAAUUCACUAGAGUUCAUGAGUAACGAAGUGGACUUAAUUUCUUCUGCAGAUUUAGGGGGAAGAAUAAGUUUGCAACUGUCAUCGGAAAACGUUGACAGGAUUAAUAUCAACGAUAGAAGUAUCACCAUUCUGCAGACAUUAAAUAAUACCUAUGCAGAUAGCCUAAAUGAGGACAUGAAAAAUGCUUACCCCUAUGCUAAACAUGCGAUAUUGAAAUCAGGGGGUUCCUUUCCUUAUCUCAGUAGGCACGAAGAAGUCAAUAUGUACAUUUUGGUUCACCUCAGGAACAACUGUAACGCUGUAUUUGUGAAGGAGCAAAUAAGUAGCAUGAGUUAUAUGCACCAACUCAAAAGUGAAGAAGUAGACAUAGAUCAGUUCGCUUCUGGGAGAAAAUUUGGCAAACGGGUUGAUGGGAAUACUCAGAAGAUGACCAGUGAAGGGAAAUGUAAAAUUAGUAUCAUAAACCGUUGUUGCACUAGUGCCUCUAGUGGUGAUAUGCAUAAGGGUAAAAUCUACCACAAUGAGGGUGGAGAUCCUAACGGGAAUACCUUUUCGUAUAGGGAAAGGAGAAAAAUGGAAGAAGGGAAAAUAAAACAGGGAGUACGUAACAUCAGGCGGGAUGGGCACUCAGAGGAACAGGCGGAUCUUUUUAAUUUGUAUAAAAAUGGCAGUUAUAAUAGUUGCGAAAAUUUUAGCAGGAACGACACCGUGACUAGCGAGGAGACUGUAAAUAGCCACGAAAAGGUGGACGCGGCGCCCAACAGUGGUCAACAUAGUCUCUACCGCGGUGGUGCGUAUGGGGAGGUGUACUCCAAAAAUAACGAUUUCCGCGCAGGGGGAAUAAACGCAAAGUUUGGCGAAGAACGCCACGAGAGCUAUGCCAAGCAUAAUCCGUAUGAAGAACAAAAUGAACAUCGCGCGCAUGUGCACAAUUACACGAAUGAGGCAUUUCCAGAUGAUCCCGACGCGGACAUCGUGGACAUAAAUCAUAAUGACGGUUAUUACAAAAAUGGUUAUCAGCACGUGAGCAGAAAUGUGACGCGCGAAGACGACGUGUAUGGCAGCCCUAAUGGCGAAUAUACGUACACAAGCAACGAGGACAUCCAAUCAACCGGGCGAAUUGUGCGUAACUCUGAGGAACGCUACAACAAGGAGUCUUUAAAUUAUGCCGACAACUGUAAUGAAAAUGACCCGCGAUAUGGCCGCGCAAAUUUUUAUAUAUGCUUCCUGCGGCACUGGUGA